CACUGCACAAGCCUGCUGGCUGAGAGUGCUUCGUUGCGCUGCACAGUUUCUUUGCAUUGAUCAUUUUUUCGUUGCUGUCAUAUCCGUGGACCACGCAGACUAAGACGGACACAAGCAGGAGACGGAGGAGGUCAAAGUGCAGCAGAACUGCAGAAACUACAUAGCUGCAGGCGGGAAAAAACAUAGAUGAAGCCAGGAUUUAGGGAUGUAUUCUGAGUUGGAUUUAAUGAAACACAGCAUGGCUUUUCGUAAAUAUUACGUCAUGGAGAUAUUUUUUUGUUUUUACAGCGUGUAGCUGGAAGGGAUUGGUUCAAAACAAACCCACGGACUUACACCUAAGUGGAAGAUUGGCUCGACAAGGAGGAUUAUAUCUUUUGGUGACUAUUGCAGAUGGUGUCCAUCGCUCUCUGUAGUGAAAUGGAGAAAGAGCCAUGUUGUGAGGAGCAUAAAGACCCUGCAGUGGAGCCCACAGAGCCUGAGGUAAGAGAGGCCAUUUCUGAGAUCUCUGACACGAGGAGCCACAGCGAGCUGCCCUGUGGGCCUGCAGAGGAAGGAGAUGGGCUGCAAAGGAAAGAGCAGGCUGAAACAGAGAGCCGUACGGAACCGAGUAAAAGCACUGAGAUAAAAAGCCCCUGUGACGGUGGAGAGCCAGAAUGCAGAGAAAAGAGGAAACUGAAAAAAACUAACAGCUGGAAGAUGGUAAGAUUUCAAGACCCAUCAGAAGAGGAUAAUGUGUUGGAGAAGGACACCUCGGCAGAGAGUCUCUUUCCAGGCUAUGCCAUUGAGGAGUGGACUUCCUCGACCUUUGAGAAGCUGUUCAUGGCAGAAAACUGGCAGGACAUCACAGAGGACCGGCUGUUGAGGAAGAAGGUGCUGGAGCCUGUGGCCCCGCUCGCCCCGUGCCCCACCUGGGGCCAGGAGGUUGCUGUGAAGAUGCAGUGUGUCCUAGAGGACCGCACUGUGGUGGAGAAAGACCGCAAUCUCGUCUUUGUUAUCGGCGAGGGAGAUGUAAACCAGGCCCUGGAGGAGUGCGUCAUGUCCAUGCAGAAGGGUGAGAUCACAUUGCUGCUGGCAGAUUCACUGUAUGCCUAUGGACUUUUGGGAAGAGAGCCUGAUAUUCCAGCCUGGGCUCCGUUACUCUAUCAGCUUCAGCUGCUGGACAUUAGAGAGAAACCAGACCCAUUUACUCUGCCCGUCGCCGACCGCAUCCGCAUCGGCAACCAGAAACGAGAGCGAGGAAAUUUUCAUUUCCAGAGAGAGGAAUACUGCAUGGCCGCCCGGGCCUAUUGUAUGGCUCUGGAUGUGCUAACCACAUGCAGCCGAGACGGUCCGGACAGCGGCGUGGUGGUAGAGGAGGAGGAGGUGCGGGACUACCGGGUGAAGUGUUUGAACAACCUGGCCACCGCUCAGCUCAAACUGGAGCAGUACGAGCAGGCGCUGCACACCAGCCGGGACGUCCUGACCCUUGAGCCAAACAACGUCAAGGCCCUCUUCAGGAUGGGAAAGGUCCUGUCAGACAAUGGUGAAUACAAAGAGGCGAUGGAGGUGCUAAAAAAGGCCUUGAAACUGGAGCCGGCCACCAAGGCGAUUCACUUGGAGUUAUCUAAACUCGUCAAAAGACAAUCUGGAGGCAAAGAUACCCAUGAGUGGAAACCCAAACCUGCAGAGAUGCUUGGAGAGAAUAUCGCACCUUUUCUCAUUCCCUCUAAGAAGGAACCAUCUGGAAUUUCCUGGAAGUUUAUCCUCGGAGCUCUGGUGGUGGCCUUGGGGAGCUUAGUGACGUCAGUGAUUCUAACUGCAAGACACUGAAAACAUAGCACUUUGAAAAUCUUCAUCACCCCCCCUCCCAACCCCAUCAUCAUCAUCUGAGGGAGUAGAGUUUAGUUACCAGUCCUCUUCAGUCAACUGUGAGGAGUUUCCUCUGAGCACAUGAGAAGCAGCAUCAGAGCCCGAACGUGUGUUUAUCUACGCGUCUUGUCACUGAAAAUC
This is a messenger RNA of Hippoglossus stenolepis (Pacific halibut), 1989 nucleotides long. It is a transcript of the gene fkbp16, whose product is annotated as FKBP prolyl isomerase 16. Bases 391 to 1809 code for a protein of 472 amino acids. Lineage: Eukaryota; Metazoa; Chordata; Actinopteri; Pleuronectiformes; Pleuronectidae. The transcript has 8 exons. Gene Ontology annotation, molecular function: peptidyl-prolyl cis-trans isomerase activity; protein binding. The record is from RefSeq and is a predicted model, not a curated record.